Molecule: messenger RNA, 863 nt
Organism: Aricia agestis (brown argus)
Lineage: Eukaryota; Metazoa; Arthropoda; Insecta; Lepidoptera; Lycaenidae
Exons: 5
Coding region: 45-812 (255 amino acids)
Molecular function (GO): N-acetyltransferase activity
Source: RefSeq, a predicted model, not a curated record
CGGCGCGUGCGCAUGUGUUGUCUGUGAUAAGUGAUAAUAUCAAAAUGUUAUGGUUUUCUACACCUGAUGGUAAAUACAGGCUCGAGUCGUUGUCACCCGCUUCGUUCGCCGGGGCUCUGCGAGUGAUACGAGAGUCCUUCUGUCAGGAUGAGUACAUCAGCAGAGGGUCUGAGGUGAACAAGAAUCCGGUGGCCACGGAGGAGCUGCUGGAGCUGUGCGCUGAUGCUGCACUGGACGGAGUAUCCCUGGUGGUCAUUGACAAUGACACGGAGGAAGUCACUGCGGUGGCCUUCAACAAGAUACAGGUUAAAGCUGGUGAUACGUCAGAGAAGCCGUUCUUCGAAAUUUUCGCCGAGCAGCGCUGCACACAGGGCUCGUCGCGCUCUCUUAUACAAUUUAUGGCGAACGUCGACGAGAGGUGCAAUUUAUUCCAAAAAUACAACGUCGACUGCAGCUUAGAGAUAAUGUUCCUAGCCACGCUCAAAGAGCAUCGGUACAAGAAACUCGGGUUUUACCUUUGCAAAUAUUCCAUAGAAGUCGCUAAGAGUUACAAGAGCGCUAUAUCAGAGAUGACUGUUGACGAUUUGGGGCCGCAAUACAGGCACAUAAAGGCAAGGCAUCCAUUUUCGGAGGAGCCGAAGAUCUGUCAGGCCAUUUGGACGUCGAGUGGCUCGCAAAAGAUCGGCAAGGCGUUGGAUUUCACUGUGCAUUUGACAGUGCCACUUUCGGAGUUCGUAUUCAACGGCCAAACUUAUGCUGAGCGUCUCGGGCAGCCAGAGGCGUAUUGUGAGGUCGCCGCUUACCGUUUUUAAAGGAAUUUUGUAAGAAUUAUUUUAUGUGAAAGGACGAAAUAAAUGUAUGUA